AUGCUGCAGCGCCUCCAACUCUGUGCUCACUCCACUCAGCGGCCCCAGCUGCAGCAGCAGCAACAGCAGCAGCAGCAGCAGCAGCAGCGGCAGCAGCAGCAGCAGCGGCAGCAGCAGCAGCAGCAGCAGAGCAGCAUGAUAGCAAGACAAAAGAGUCCAAGCACAGCCCAUGUAGUUGCAGCAGCAGCAGCAGUAGUUGUUGCAGCAGCAGCAGCAGCAAUAGCAGCGGCAGCAUUAACCCCUAGACAAGGGUCAUCUGGAGCAGCAGCAGCAGCAAGACCAACAGCAGGAAGAGCAGCAGCGACAGCGGCAGCAGCAGCAGCGGCAGCAGCAGCAGCGGCGGCAACGGCAGCAGCAGCAGCGGCAGCAGCAGCUGCAGCAGCAGCAGCACUAGAAGCUCGAGUAACUGAUUCGUUUCCCCUCUCCCUUUGA
This is a messenger RNA of Eimeria maxima, 432 nucleotides long. RefSeq lists its product as hypothetical. The coding region runs from base 1 to 432 and encodes 143 amino acids. Gene Ontology annotation, molecular function: ice binding. Lineage: Eukaryota; Apicomplexa; Conoidasida; Eucoccidiorida; Eimeriidae. The record is from RefSeq and is a predicted model, not a curated record. The transcript is spliced from 2 exons.